AUGGACUUCAGACAUGCUUGGAACAUGACAUUCCAUGAGCACUACUGGCAUCCCAACAUGAUUUUGAGCGGCUCUCUCAUGGUCUGGUCAGCCAUCUUGGGCGCCACCAAGAUCCUCGCUGAUGUGCCUCGACCGCCAGAGCCUGAGGCUUUCAACGUUAUAGAGCUUCCACUGCCCCCCGUAGCACCCAGUUCAAACCAAGGCGCCUGCACGACAGACAUCAACCCCAACAGAACUGGGUGCAUUGCCCGAGAAGUUGGCGAGUUUCAGGCUGGCGGCUUCACCAGGGAUGGCAACCACAUUGUUGUGAAUGUUGUCAUGGUCGGAGCGCCUGCCGCCCCAGACGCAGCAAGCAUCUACACUGGCGAGCAGCUCAUUCUUGUUAAGGGGGACGGCAGUACCUUUUCAAAUGGUGAUCCGUGGAAGUGCGUGAGCUGCGCUGUGCCUCCAGAGAAUGCCGUCUCGUUGGACCCUCAGCGGGACUACCCACAAGGAUUCCGGGGCGAGAACAAGAUUCUCUGGGGUCAUAACAUCGUCGAUUGCGAAGGCGAAGAAUUGCAUAGUGAUAGCUGCACACCGGAGAAGACGCACAUCUACCCCAUUCGAUGGAACACCAAAGCAGAUGGCAGCGGCUCGGGCCCGCGAGAGCUACGGAUUCAUCCUGACGGUGAGCAUCUCGGCUGGAGUGCGUUUACGGGACUUGGAGGCCAGUUCGCCUACUUUGGAAAACUCGAGUUCGUUCCGGCUACAGAAGAUGAAGUUGCCAGGUAUGAGCUGGUCAACGUAUAUGUCCUCACCAACCCAAACGGAAACCCGCCAAUCGAAGUCGAUGGCACAGAAUUGCACCUGCACGACGAUGCUAUUACCGUCGGCGAGCUGCGUGGCUUCAGCGGCACGGGCGAUGAGAUUACCUACAUCGGCUCGCCAGUAGAGUCGAACAACAUCGACGUAUUCGCAGUCCAUCUCGUCACUGGCAAAGUACGCCGUCUAACCAGUCAUCCCGAGUACACGGACCCUAUGGCCUACUCUAGCGACAAUGAAUGGUUCGUGGUCAUGGACACCAGGGGCACUGACCGCCAGAUGUUCAUGUCCGGUAUGCGACAGAUCCCGCCUCUGAUCGACCUAGUCGCCGUGACGGUUGCCUCAUCGACUAGGAACAAUGGACCUCGUCGCUUCUUCCAGCCCAUACUGAUAGAUCGAUACGGUGACCGCGGCGACUACUUUGGUCAGCGAAUCAAUGCCGCUGGCGACGGCAGCGACGGAAGCGUCAACGAUCCCAACUGGAAUGGGAGAGCGGAUCCUGGAUUCUCCCCUGACGGCACAAAGAUCGCUUUCUGGCAGGCUUUGGUAGUCUCUCCGUCCUGCGGUGGUGUCAAUCCCCUCCCCUGCCCAGUCUCAACCGCAGAUGGUGGCCGCGAGUAUCGCCUCAUGCUCGCUACCCGAGUGGAUAAAGCACCUGCAGAAGUCCCACCCGCCUUCCAGGUGCCAGAUGCCAUUCCCUGGGCUGUUCCAUAUACAUCCGAGGAAGAUAUCCCGCUACAGUAUGCAGUCGAACCUGGAAACUACACUCUUCAGGGUCGAGUGUCGGGCAUCGCUCACGUCACUAUUGUUGGUGGCGGGAAUAGUAUCAACGGCCUGGAAAGGGUGGCGGUGAACUAUACCAGCUACUCGGAUGAUGGUGAGCACUUUCUGGAUGGGACGGAAGAUGUGACUGUCACAGUAACGCCGCCGAAUUACUGGACUAACCAUGUGGAAUGGUAUUCCGACCUAGUGCAGACGGGCGUGGUAAAUGCCACAAAGAAGACUAGCCCGGGUGGUUUCUUUUUGGAGAUUGAUGCUGAGAUUAACAUCUUUAAUGCGACGGGUAGUCUUACUACUACGAUCAAUGGAGUUGUUUAUGAGCAGCCUCUUAACGGAACCUAG
Clonostachys byssicola is the source of this 1923-nucleotide messenger RNA. NCBI's taxonomy places the organism in Eukaryota, Fungi, Ascomycota, Sordariomycetes, Hypocreales, Bionectriaceae. The record is from the annotation of a GenBank genome assembly.